Messenger RNA from Naegleria fowleri, 627 nucleotides. RefSeq lists its product as uncharacterized. Lineage: Eukaryota; Heterolobosea; Eutetramitea; Acrasida; Naegleriidae. Bases 1 to 627 code for a protein of 208 amino acids. The transcript has a single exon. The record is from RefSeq and is a predicted model, not a curated record.
AUGUUGCAACCAUCACAUGCUCGCAAUCAUCAUCAUCCACAAGGAGGGCUUAAUAUUGCUGCUGCAAGUAACUGUGCUUCUUCUAAUAGUAGUACUACGACGACCACUUUAAGAUUUAAUAGAAGAAAUUCAUUGAAUUCAAAUAAUAAGGCUACUCCCUCCACAAGUAGUAGAAAAGCGAGUGAUGAUAUUACCGAUUUUAAGGAACGGUUACGGAAAUAUCAAGGAAUUGUUCUUGAUGAUGAACCAACAAGUUCAAAGGCAUUAGUAGGUCAGUCAUCAUCAAAAUCGAGCAUGGAACCCUCAAAACCUACUACUAAAGAAGAACUGAUUAAGGAGGCUCAACAAUUACUCACUGAGGAUAGUAUUAUUAUUUCACCUUCUAAAUCCUUUUUGCAUAAUUCAUCAAAGAUAUUCGACGAUUCCAUGCUUUUGGAAGAUACAGAAAUCACUGAAAAGCCAUCUGAAACAAUCGAAAGUAGGCCAACAAUAGACGACCAUAACAUAACUGCAACCCGUGAUGAAAAAUUAGCAACUCCAAAGUCUUUAAAUCAAACAAAUCACAACAUGACACCUUCAAAGCUAGUUUUCUCCACGUGUUGUGGAUACCAUCAUGGCUCAGCCUGA